Salvelinus fontinalis (brook trout) is the source of this 1217-nucleotide messenger RNA. Its product is annotated as V-set and immunoglobulin domain-containing protein 10-like. The record is from RefSeq and is a predicted model, not a curated record. NCBI's taxonomy places the organism in Eukaryota, Metazoa, Chordata, Actinopteri, Salmoniformes, Salmonidae. Bases 126 to 1217 code for a protein of 363 amino acids. The transcript is spliced from 7 exons.
GUGGAGAAACGGGAAAUGAAACCUUCACACAUAAACAAACUGGUUUUGCCAAAAAUCUGCUUAUGGCUUUUACAACUGAAACAUGAGAGAAGAGAGAAAAGUCUGUCGCCAUCCUGACUGAUGUGAUGAACUUACAACUGCUUCCCGUAAUUCUGUCAUUGGCAGUGUUCCUCUCCGUUGCUCUCUCCCAGGACCUGGUCUCAAUCCAGUUUAAAUCAGAUCCAGUCCUGGUGCAGACUGGCACUGAUGCGGUCUUCACGGUGGUCACAGUGUUACAGGUGUUUUCCAUCACAUGGGGUUACCCAGGUGGGGUGACCCCCCUGGGGCUAUGGGUGGGGGGCAGUGCGGUGCUCAACACUGUGACCCAGUACCAGGGCAGGGUCACCAUCACAGCCACCCAGCUCCGUAUCAGCAGUGCCCAGCUGGGAGACGCGGGGAACUACACAGUGAAGGUGGACCCCUCGCCCACCACGGGCCUGGCACAAAACACCAGGUCCAUACAGCUCAGGGUGUUCGAUGCAGUGGAUGGCGUGACUAUGUUUGUGCCGUCAGUGGCUCUGGAGGGGGGCAAUGUGUCUGUGCGCUGUACCUGGACCAAGGGGACAGAGACCAGUGUGCUGUGGGGUAAAGGGGGCUCUGCUCUCACCUCGAACUCCAGGGUCACUAUCAAAGGAGGCGACCUGGUGAUCAACCCGGCCAGGAGGGAAGAUGCCGGGGUCUACUCCUGCACCGUCUCUAACCUUGUCAGCGCUCAGACCGCCUCAAAGACCCUCACAGUUUACUAUGGUCCCGACACCCCCGUGCUGAGCAAGGCUUCCCCGGCAGACUGUGUGGUAGCAGCGGAUGCAGUGGUAGGACAGACGAUCCGACUCACCUGCGUGUCCAACUCCCUGCCCCCCGCCACUUUCUCCUGGAAAUACAACAAUGAACCCGUGGCGUCUGGCCAACCGGCCAGUGGCGUGUUCAGCCUCCAGACCUUCUCCACCAACCAGAGCGGCCAAUACAAGUGCGUGGCUAGCAAUGCCAUCACGGGCGCCACGUCGGAGCAGGGGACGGACCUGGCCAUCGUGGGCACAUGCCUCAGUGCAGGGGCAGUCGCGGGCAUAGUGAUUGGCUGUGUGGUCGCUCUGAUCUUAAUCGUCAUAGCCAUCGUACUCCUGGUGCGCUGGAAGAGAGUAUGUGACAAUGUUGCUUUAUUGCAGUUGACCGAAGACUGA